ACAAACUCCGUUAGCAGUUUACCAGCUCAAGAAAACUUGGAGUUUCAUUUUGCCGCGCCUGAAAAUGGCGACCAUAUCCAUAAGCUUCUGUCCGUACGCUAUGGCUCGCCCCAGGGUCCCACAAACUCGCAAACCUCCGGUGAAGAAGCAGACAGUACGGAGCCCUAACCCUAAGCCUAGCCAUAAGCUGAAGGCUCGAACUGGCGCCAAACAGUUGUCAUCCAUCGGAGUCGAAGCCACCACCUACACUCGCUUGCCUCCCAGAGAGGACUUCUCCCUCCCUUCUUUGGAUUCGUCGUCGUUUGAGUUCUCAUCCGAAGUCAAGCUCUCCGAAUCAAAUGUCGCGCUUAAAGUUGAGAAGGAGAUUGAUAAUUUAAGCAGUGAAGAGGAGGAGGAAGAAGAAGAAGAAGAAGAAAAGGGAUUGGAUGGUAAUUUGGGGGUGAAUUAUAGUCAAUUUGAGGUCUUUGAGGGGACUUAUGAUUCUGAACUGGACGAGGAAGAUGAUGAUAGCGAUAUUGAGGGGUUUAGUGAUGACAAAUUGGAAAGUGUUUAUCAAAACGACGACGGUGAAUUGCUAGGUUUUAAGGAGGGCGAAACUGUGAACUUAACCGAUAAUGAGGGCAAAUUGGAGGAAGGGGAAGUGAAGGAGAAGGGAGUACCAGCAGUAAUGCGGUGUUUCGACCGCGCAAAAAUCUUCGCGAAGGCAGGGGAUGGAGGGAACGGCGUAGUUGCAAUGCGGCGUGAAAAGUUCGUGCCUUUGGGAGGUCCGUCAGGCGGUGACGGUGGGCGAGGUGGUAAUGUGUAUAUGGAAGUAGAUGGUUCGAUGAAUUCACUUCUGCCAUUUAGAAACAGUGUUCAUUUUCGGGCAGGUAGAGGUGAUCAUGGAAGAGGGCAGUCCCAGAAUGGGGCUAAGGGAGAGGACGUCGUGAUUAAAGUAGCUCCUGGGACUGUUGUUCGAGAGGCUGGGAAGGAGGAGGUGCUUCUGGAGUUAUUGCAUCCCGGGCAGCUUGCAUUGUUGUUGCCGGGAGGAAGAGGCGGGAGAGGGAACGCUUCGUUUAAGUCAGGGACGAAUAAGGUGCCAAGGAUUGCUGAGAAUGGUGCAGAGGGUCCUGAAAUGUGGUUGGAGCUGGAGCUAAAGCUAGUUGCAGAUAUUGGAAUAGUGGGCGCCCCAAAUGCAGGGAAAAGCACACUUUUGAGUGUGAUAAGUGCUGCUCAGCCAACAAUAGCAAAUUAUCCCUUCACAACUUUACUUCCUAAUCUGGGUGUGGUUUCUUUUGACUAUGAUUCUACAAUGGUAGUAGCAGAUCUGCCAGGUUUACUUGAAGGAGCACACCGGGGUUUUGGUUUGGGACAUGAGUUUCUACGGCACACUGAGAGGUGUUCUGCCCUGAUACAUGUUGUUGAUGGCUCAUCACAACAGCCAGAAUUUGAGUUUGAUGCAGUCCGUCUAGAGUUGGAACUGUUUAGUCCUGAAAUUGCUGAAAAGCCUUAUCUUGUUGCUUUCAAUAAAAUGGACCUUCCAGAUGCAUAUGAAAACUGGCAAUCAUUCAAAGAAAGUUUAGAAGCUCGUGGGAUUGAAGUUUUUUGCAUGAGUGCAGUGAAAAGAGAGGGAACUCAUGAAGUGUCCUCUGCUGCUUACCAGCUUCUACGAGAAAAUAAAAUGGCAGAGGACAAGUUAGCAGAAGAUCCGGUCAAUUUAAAUCAUGUAGCUGAGAUGGUGCGGAAGCAGCAAACUGCUUCUAUUAAUGAGUUUGAGAUCACUCAUGACAGCACUACCAAUACUUGGCAUGUUGUGGGAUCUGGGUUGCAACGGUUUGUUCAGAUGACAAAUUGGCGAUAUGUGGAUUCUGGGAGAAGGUUCCAACAUGUUCUGGAGGCUUGUGGUGUGAACAAGUCUCUUAUAAAACUUGGUGUCAAGGAAGGUGACACAGUGAUUGUUGGAGAUAUGGAAAUGAUAUGGCAUGAUGCUGCAGAUACUUCUGGUUUUUCAAAUUUUAGGAAAGGAUCCACAGAAACAACCAAGUGGCCUCAGUGGAAGUGACGACGGUUAUGUGUUAUUUAACUGCUAACAUACGAAAGAGAAAGGACUUUCGACUUCCUCUGGAGCAAAACAUAAUCAAAUGGACAAAUUUUGGAGUAAUUCCAGUUGGAGGACGUUCGUGAGUCACUUAGCUUGGUCGUAUCGAAAUUUCAGAUUUUUCUACUAAACGGUUAUUUUUUGGCAAUAAAAUAAAUGAGCAGUGCGCGGUGUUGGAAUAAGGACGUUUUGGGCUUUAAUUGCCUUUUGAAGCCCAAAAUGAACUCGGAUGGGUUCGUGGCCUUCUAAAAAAGUGUUCAAAAUGUUUUUAUCUUUAAAACAAGCUAUCUUGGGCCUGAUUUGGAGGAGAUUUGAGGCAAAACGUGGCUGGGCAGUUUAAAUGCAGAUUCUCUUAGUUCAAUUUGGACUUUAUGUUCUAGUAUUAUUUUAUUUUAAUUAGUUUCCUUGUGGGGAUAGAAACGCUGGAGGGGGCAGCUUGUUUGUAGGGGGUAUUUAAGUUGGUUUUCACAGCAAUAUUGGGGACUUCUUUUUGGCUUUUGAAUGUGAAAUUGUGGAGAGCAAUUGCUAGGGUUUUGGGAGUUUUUACGACUUUAAAGUGUUUUCAUUCUUUUCUUUCUUAAUAAUAUUUUCCAUGAUUUCAGUU
Messenger RNA from Prunus persica (peach), 2681 nucleotides. RefSeq names its product GTP-binding protein OBGC, chloroplastic. Gene Ontology annotation, cellular component: mitochondrion. Bases 65 to 2041 code for a protein of 658 amino acids. The transcript is spliced from 7 exons. Gene Ontology annotation, molecular function: GTPase activity; magnesium ion binding; GTP binding. The record is from RefSeq and is a predicted model, not a curated record. Lineage: Eukaryota; Viridiplantae; Streptophyta; Magnoliopsida; Rosales; Rosaceae.